Camellia sinensis is the source of this 1689-nucleotide messenger RNA. The record is from RefSeq and is a predicted model, not a curated record. NCBI's taxonomy places the organism in Eukaryota, Viridiplantae, Streptophyta, Magnoliopsida, Ericales, Theaceae.
UGUGAUGGUUAUGUGCUAGAAAUUGAAAUCUUGCUAUCUACCUAAUUAUAUAGGGGCCAGGCCACAAUGCCAUCUCUAGUUAUUCUUAAGAAAGUCACUGUUUGCUGCUGAACUAAUUAGGGUCAGAUGACCUCUUUGUGGCACACUACUUCCAUUCUGCUAGAGAAAAUGUUCUCGGAAGUUUCAUUUUUCAAAAAAACUUAAUGGGCUCAACAGCUUACAACUCAAUUUAUAGCAAUAUUGUUAGGUGACCAAGCCACAAUCAACACUCCAAAUCGAGUCAAGACUACAUAAAGUUGAAAAAAUUGCAAAAAGUAACAAACUUGAGUUAGGCUCAAAUUUGAGAUCUAGAAUAUAAUAGAAAUUUUUCCUACAAAAAAAAUUGACUCAAAACAGAUCUAUUUAGAUCCUGAAAUUAAACAUUGAAAAUCUUUUCGAAUAUAUUAAUUUCCUAAUUCAAACGCGUAUACAAUUGAAUUGGCCCAAAAUGUAGCAUGGGCCACUACAUAGCUAUGUGUUGAACUUGAUAGGCCGUUUCAAAUAUGCAUCUUUUAAGCCUGAUUCAACAACAUUAGAAAAUUAGAAAAAUUACCAUUUUUGCCAUCAAACAGCCAAACUGCUCCAUUGUUUUCCAUCAUUACUACAUCACCUACCAUGGUGCUUAGGAAUUUAUAAGAGCUGCUACAAUGGAUAGCAACAUCAAUUUUAGAACUGAAGUUUUCUAGAGGCUGAGAUGUUUCAUUUACCCAGAAUUUUAAUAUUUAUUGGUACCCUUUCAGUUCCAACGUAAUAAAAGCUUGGGCCAUAAAAUCAACAUGGCAUCGUAAAUACUUCCAACAGAAGCUUCUUUUUCUUUGAGACUUCCACAAAUUCACUAAUUUGUCAAUGCUCACUUUCUUCUUCUUAUAUGACGAUUACUGACGAGAAAUAAAAAACCACCCCCCACCCCCCAAAAAAAAAAAAUCAUCUACAAAUCCCACUUUUCAUUUGUGUCGUUUCAAUUCAACUUUUGAUAACUCAUCUCUCUCUGUGUGCAAGAUGAAUCCCCAUCUCUUCCCAAUCUCUUGUCUUUCCUUCAUGCUUCUUCUAAUCUUAAGCCAUAUUCGAUCUUCCACAGCGAUUGAUCAACAAUAUGCAAACUGCAAUCAGCCUUUUCACUGUGGAAACAUUCCAAACAUAGGAUAUCCAUUCUGGGGAGGCAGCAGACCAGAGUACUGUGGCCACCCGAGUUUCAGCCUAAACUGCCAAGCCGAUGUCCCCCCAAAGAUCACAAUUCAGGCAAGAGAUUACCUCGUCCUUGCCAUCGAUAACACAGCACAGACUCUUACGGUUGUUAGAGCCGAAUUCUGGAACAAUAUUUGUCCCACCACAUACCCCGAUAACGCAACCUUAGAUACUUCCCAUUUCAACUAUAGUUCAAACUCGGAUGAUCUGACAUUGUACUAUGGUUGCCCUGCAAUUGUGGGUACUUUCAAAUUUCCCAAUUGGUUCGGUUGCGAUGGAGGCAACACCGCCAGUUAUUAUCUUACGAGCAGCUUAGUACCUGGCUUCAACAUUAAUUUCGGAGCAUGUAUCACUAGCGUUGUUGUUCGAGUUAAUCGAACAGUGUCUCUUUUUUUGUCAAACACUGCCUUUAAUAAGUGUAGAAGCAGCUGUUGACAGUGGUUUUGGGUUAAUGUGGAAGGCAAA